GGUACUUUUUAACCCUUUUAAACGAGGGGCAGAAUGACUCUUGAAGCUGAUCGAUCAAGAAUUUGAAGUCUACCUAAACUAAACUUAACACAGGCCCACAGUUGCAUUAUCGAAAUCAUCGCCGCGAGGAUCAAGUAGUUGAAACCAUGGCGGACCUAGCAGAAAGCACUGCUAAGCUGCAGCUCGACGAGGAGACGGGGGAGAUGAUCUCCAAGGCAGAAUUGAAGAAACGAUUAAAAAAGCGCGAAAAGGCAAAGGCCAAGGAAGCCGCAAGAAGCGAGGUGAAGAGCGAGGAGAAAGUUAAGCCAGCACCGAAGCCCAAAGCUACCGCAGAAGAACCAGCAAUCGAUCCCAAUAAUAUGUUCAAGACCGGGUUUCUUGACGAGGUCUUUAAGAUUAGACCUAUGAAACCUGUUUUCACCCGUUUCCCUCCCGAGCCGAACGGGUUUCUCCAUAUAGGACACGCAAAGGCCAUCGCAGUGAACUUUGGCUUUGCUAGAUACCACGGAGGCGAGUGUUAUCUUCGUUACGACGACACCAAUCCAGAGGCCGAGGAGCAGGUUUACUUCGAUGCUAUUCUCGAGAUGGUAGAAUGGCUCGGCUUCAAGCCCUACAAGAUUACUUACUCGUCCGACAACUUCCAGAAGCUUUACGACCUCGCCGAGAAGCUAAUAAGUCUUGAAAAAGCCUAUGUCUGCCAGUGUAAUGAUACCGAGAUUAAACUCCAACGUGGCGGCGAAAAGGGAACUGCUGGUCCGCGUUACCGUUGCGAGCAUGCCGAGCAACCCGUCGAGGAGAAUCUAAAGAAGUUUAGAGACAUGAGAGACGGACAGUACAAGCCUCAGGAGGCCUUCCUUAGGAUGAAGCAAGACGGCAACCCGCAAAUGUGGGACCUAGCAGCUUACCGAGUCCUUGAUAAACCGCAUUAUCGCACAGGAAAUGCCUGGAAGAUCUACCCAACUUACGACUUUACACACUGUCUGUGCGAUUCAUUUGAAGGCAUCACCCAUUCUCUAUGCACGACAGAAUUUGUCCAAAGCCGAGUCAGCUACGAAUGGCUAAAUAAGACUCUUGGAGUAUACGAACCGAUGCAAAGAGAAUACGGCAGACUGUCGAUUUCUGGUACGAUCCUCUCGAAGCGCAAAAUCCUAAAGCUCGUAGCAGAGAAGAUUGUACGAGGGUGGAAUGAUCCCCGUCUCUAUACGUUAAUUGGUAUCAAGCGUAGAGGCGUUCCACCUGGUGCUAUUCUAGAAUUUGUCAAUGAGCUUGGCGUGACAACUGCAAACUCCAUCAUCGAAAUCAAGCGUUUCGACCAAGCUAUCAGGAAGUACCUUGAAAGAACGGUGCCGCGGUUGAUGCUUAUUUUAGAUCCCAUCCCUGUAGUCAUCGAAGAUGCCGACCAUCUCGACGGGAAGGGUCUUGCGUUUCCAUUCAGUCCGAAAGACCCUAAGAUGGGCUCCCACGAUGUCACAUUUAGCAAAACUAUUUACAUCGACCGCUCAGAUUUCAGAGAGGACGCCGAUCCAUCAUUCUUCCGCCUUGCUCCCGGAAAGACUGUCGGGCUUCUUCAAGUGCCGCAUCCGAUAAAGGCAGUGUCGUUCACCAAAGACGACGCAACGGGAAAAGUUAACGAGAUUCGGGCAGUAUUUGACAAGGAGACGAAGAAGCCAAAGGCGUAUAUCCAAUGGGUUCCAACCGAGGCGGCUGGUACUCGAAAAGCGGAAGUCAGAAUCUACAACUCGCUGUUCAAGUCCGACAACCCCAAUGAGGCACCAGGGGGAUUCUUAAACGAUAUCAACCCGGAUAGCGAGGUAAUCUACCCCAACGCGUUAGUCGAGUCUGGGUUCGAUGAAGUUAGGAGGAGGGCGCCAUGGCCAGAAGCAGCAGGUGAAAGCGAGCUUGGCAAGGGAGGACCCGAGAGCGUCCGUUUCCAAGCGAUGCGCAUCGCAUACUUCGCGAUGGAUUCUGACUCGACCGACGACCGUAUCAUUCUCAAUAGAAUUGUGGCACUAAAGGAGGACGCGGGAAAGAGUUGAAGUGUCCAAUGAUAACUGACUCUUGAUACUGGGGUGGUGAUAUUGGGGAGAUUGACAGUGCCGUAUCUGGCUUACACGAGGGGGUAUAAGUUCGUCAUAUAGGCCAGCCGUAAGUAGGAUGAAUACUUAGUCCACUUCCAAUCUGUUACGCAGGCCUAGUUUCUAUAUUAGGUACCUUUACUCGUCGAUAGCGUAGACCAAGAGAAAUUUGUGCAUUUGCUGCUCCUUAAGCAGCUAUGAUAUCCAUAACCUUUUUAUUUGGAGCUAAUAAAUAAAUUCCUGAUAUCUUCGGC
Molecule: messenger RNA, 2329 nt
Organism: Daldinia decipiens
Lineage: Eukaryota; Fungi; Ascomycota; Sordariomycetes; Xylariales; Hypoxylaceae
Product: glutaminyl-tRNA synthetase
Exons: 8
Coding region: 147-2036 (629 amino acids)
Biological process (GO): glutaminyl-tRNA aminoacylation; translation
Cellular component (GO): cytosol; cytoplasm
Molecular function (GO): ATP binding; glutamine-tRNA ligase activity
Source: RefSeq, a predicted model, not a curated record